CGCCCGUUCAGUUCAUUUGUAGAAACCUCGAAAAUUGACAACAGAAACAUGGAAUCAAGAAACGUAAACAAUCCAUGCCUCGAGCAAAGCGCUGGACCUCGGAUGGUGAAAGGUGACAAUUUCUGUGAUAUGCCAACAAUCGCUGAUGGCAGACUAACCAGAUGUAGACUUGGCGAUUUUCUUAAACAGGAUAUCAAAAAUCCUGUCAUUCUUCCACUGUAUCCCAGCUCCCAGAAUCAUACAAAAUAUCCUUUGAAAAAUCUGAAGAAGUACCAAACGAUGGAGUUCCCGUUUUAUUCAUUUGAUACGGCUGCUGUCAAGGCAAUGAAGACUAUUGCAACGAUCGGCUCUGGAGUACCUGUCAUUGUGUUUGAGAUUCCGAGGAAUCUGGAUUCUCUGAAGGCACACUGGAAGAGGUGGAUGCCCUAUUAUGAAGAAUGUACGGAUAUCAGGCUUUUCAAUGAUGACAAUCUUGCUAAGAUUGAUGAUGGAUCGUUGUUUACUUUACUUCCUUGUGAACAAAUCCCAGCUCAGAAGCACACGAUGAAUCCUGAUACAUUUUACGAGAUUUACUCUAAGGCUUUCAUCCCAAAAGUGAAAAUCAACCAGCCUGUUGAUAUGAAUAAGUCAGAAGCGAAGGCCCCAUGUGUGAUUAAAAUGCCAGUUUCUCAAACACGAUGUGGUGUGAAAAUUGCAAAAACUGACCAGGAAAUUCAGGAAUAUGAAGAAUGGGUUGUAAAAUACGGUUGGAAAGAAGGACUGAUAUAUCAAGAACUUUUGACCGAUGUAAUAGCUGAUCGAGGAGUUCAGUUAUACAUCCAUAAAGAUGGCUCUGUCAGCCUUGGUGGUUUCAGUAAUCAGACUUUUGGUAGAUGCGCUGCAGAGAUAAUUUGGAAUGGGGGUAUAUUUUAUAGGAAUCUAGAAGAGGACAAGGUAAAUCUACGUAUGGUGAAAUUCCUGCAGCCUGCAAUCAAAAAGCUUCACGAGAAGGGUUACUUCGGCUACGUUUGCCUCGACGUGAUGGAAACACGUAACGGAGAGUUAUUCCUGAUCGAUAUAAAUCCAAGGGUCUCGGGAUCAAAUCCCCACUUGUCGAUGACUGAUGGAAUGGCAGAAAAGGGAUUCCCGGUAUCGAUGUAUACUGAAUCAAACAAUUUUACAAUCACCGUCGAUGAGUUGAUAUCUCGAGCAAACCGCCUCAACAAGAACAACGAUGCUGUAGUAAUCAUCCUUGCAGCGCAAGCUACGGAGAACGGCACAUUGCUUACUGCAAUUUCCAUAUUUGCUACAAAGGAGGAUCACCUACUCGAAGCCAAAGAGAAUUUCUUCCAGGGGUCACCGUGAUUAGGGUAGUUGGUAUGCCUAUUUGAGUCGAGGUGAAAUUGGAAGAAAUCAAAUCAUUUAAAUAAUGGUGCAUUUUAUAGAACAGGGUUCUUUAUGCAGAAAACACCUUAAAUACUAACGAACAUGUACCUAGCCGAGGCGGAAUAAGAGUUUGUUCUAAAGCAUUUUGUGCAUGUGCAGCGCCUCAAACAUCAUGGAUUCUGUAUUUAAGUCAGAUGGAAUAUGAAGACAACAAAUUAUUUCCAC
Owenia fusiformis is the source of this 1590-nucleotide messenger RNA. The record is from the annotation of a GenBank genome assembly. Lineage: Eukaryota; Metazoa; Annelida; Polychaeta; Sabellida; Oweniidae.